Molecule: messenger RNA, 1209 nt
Organism: Moneuplotes crassus
Lineage: Eukaryota; Ciliophora; Spirotrichea; Euplotida; Euplotidae
Source: the annotation of a GenBank genome assembly
AUUUGUUAUGCCAUUUGUGAGAGCAACCUCUAAGGUUUAUCUUGCUUUUAUAUUUCUCUGCAUACUUUAUUAUCACUAUUAUGGCCUUCAGUUCUGGAUAACCCAAGUUGAGCCUGAAAUGUGUAAUAGAGAAGACAUAAGCCUGAAAUCUAUCAGAUUCCACAAUGCCAAGCAUCUAGAUUUCACUACAAGAUUCACAUCUCACCUUUAUGAUACGCUUUUCACAUCAGAUGAUUCUGAAAUAGAUUUCCAUUGAAACACAAGGUUCAAGUAUACUGAUCUAGUGAAUGAAAUUUUAAUGAAGGAUGAAAGUGAAGAUCUUUUGACAUCAGAAAUAGACCAUCCUUCGUUCCUGUCUUACAAUUUUGAUCAAUAUGAAGGCUCUGGAUUUAUCAAAUCAAAAUUAUUCGAAAUGAUCAAGACUUUCAUUGGUCAGAGAGUUACUAUAAAGUCUGAGUUUUACCAAAAGAAUAGCACAGAUGGCAAGACUGAGAGGUUUCUUUCUCAUCACAUCUAUUCAAACGAUCAAUAUUGGUGGAGAAAUGAUCCAUUGAUAGUUGUCUCAAAAUGAUCUGAAAAAGGAUGCACUUAUGGAGAAUCAUACCAUGCCAUAAAUUCAUCCUCUCUAAGUAAAGAAGUUAUGCAUGCAUCUGUCGAGAUGGAAAAGACAGAAGGCUUUGUCAGUUUUAAAAACUUGACUAUUCCUGUUGUUCUAAAUAGUAACCUUAAAUUAGUGAUGAAGGGCCAGAGAGUAUUAGAUAGCAAGGUAUACUCUAAGAUUGGUACAAAGCUAAAUCUUACUGUAUAUGAUUACGAGACAUAUGAAAACGUUGAUCCUGCUCGUGCUGAUAUUAUUCUGAGUAUUGCAGAAGGAGAAAUAAUGAAUUACACGUCUUUAUUCUAUUUCUCAUUUAUCUGGAUAUGAAUUGCUUUAAUUCCAAACUAUCCAAGAAAUUUCAUUAGAAGCCCAAGUUUUAAUUCAUUUAUCCAAAUAUUGAACGUUAAAAAUAUCUCAGAUAGAUAUAAAUAUGUAAGACACUCGAAGAUACAGUUUGAUCAGAAAGACAUUCAGAGCUUUUAGUAAUAGUUUGACAGUCAUUAGUAUGUUGAUUAUUGGCCUUAAGGUAAACAGCAUUAUCACUCAAAGCUAUUGGCAAUCUAUUUUAGUUAUGUGGCUACUCAGUAUGCUUUAUACAAAAAGUGUUUCAA